AUGACUUCACAGACAUUAAUUGAGACAGUAAACCAGAGCGCUCGCGCUGCAACUCAUGACUUCCGAAGCGACACCGUCACACUCCCAAGCAGCCGCAUGCUCGCAUCAACUAUCACCCAAGCCCCGCGCUUUGGGGACGACACCUUCUUCCAAGACGGGCCCACCAACUCUCUAGAGGCUUACGUCGGGGAGUUGACAGGGAUGGGGAAUGCUCUUUUUGUCUCUACGGGGACAAUGGGCAAUCAAUUAGCUCUACGCGCUCUCUUGCAACAGCCACCAUACUCCGUCGUUUGUGGCCGGCAUAGUCACAUCUUCGAGCAUGAGUGUGGCAUGUCUUCUAUCUUUUCGCAGGCGCAUUUGAUACCUGUGAUGCCCGGUUCUCCUAAGGGCAAUUGCCAACCGAAACAGCAGCUAUAUAUGUCUCUGGAAGAUAUCAUCCCUAAUAUAGUGCCCGACUCCGGCGAUCCGCACUAUGCACCAACUAGAGUGAUUGCAUUGGAAAAUACACAUGGUGGGACCAUCACUCCCGUACCUGAAGUCAAGCGAAUAUCAGAGUAUGCCCGGAGAAAUGGCAUAAAACUACACAUGGAUGGCGCCCGGUUAUGGAAUGCAUGCUACCCACCCUCAAGCGCCAACCUGCCACCCGCAGAGGCAGCGGAGGUUGCAAAAACUCUGCUCCGUGAAUACUGUUCGCAUGUCGACACUGUCAGCAUGUGUUUCUCGAAAUCUCUAGGCGCACCUGCUGGCUCUAUCCUGGUGUCUAAGUCGCCAGAGAUCAUCGCGCGUGCCCGCCAUCUUCGCAAGGCGCUGGGCGGCGCGAUGAGACAGGUCGGUAUCCUCACGGCGCCUGCGUGCAUUGCUAUUGAUGAGGUGUUUCUUGCCGGUGAGCCUAUGUUGCGGGCCAAUGCGGUGGCGAGGGAGCUGGAGAAGGAAUGGAUUGCGUUGGGAGGGUCUGUUAUGCCCGGUCUAGCCCAAGAGACGAAUAUGGUUUGGUUGGAUUUGAACAUGGCUGGGGUGUCUGGGGAGGAAUUCGAGCGGAUUGCGAAGAAGGAAGGGGUGGAUGUUUUUGCUCCGAGGAUUGUUACCCAUUAUCGCGACACGGAUGGAAUCAUUGCCCUGAAGCGGGUGCUUAAGCAGAUUAUAGAAUUGGGCAAGAAUAGGGGCACGGCAAAAGCGCCGCACACGUUAGAGGAGAAGUACAUUGGAGCGAAAUUCUCCUACGGAACUGAAGAACGGUGA
Paracoccidioides brasiliensis Pb18 is the source of this 1239-nucleotide messenger RNA. RefSeq lists its product as uncharacterized. The transcript is spliced from 3 exons. Gene Ontology annotation, molecular function: L-allo-threonine aldolase activity. Gene Ontology annotation, biological process: L-threonine catabolic process; glycine biosynthetic process. The coding region runs from base 1 to 1239 and encodes 412 amino acids. Gene Ontology annotation, cellular component: cytosol. The record is from RefSeq and is a predicted model, not a curated record.